CGGUUUUCCCUUCGGCAGAAGAAGAAGCACACACGGGGAGGAAUAGCGUAAAAAUAUUGUGGUGUUUGCGCGAAAAUCUACAAAUAAUUAGUGCAGAAAUAUGCAACUAUCGUGAAAAUAAAACCAGCAUAGUGGAGAUUAGAUGUCUCAUAUUACAAAGUGAAUUGUAUAUUAAAUAACAGAGAUUUUUUGUAGACUAUUUCAACAGAGUCUGCAACUCAAUUGUUGACAAAGACAGUUUGGAAAGCAGAAGGAAGCGGAAGGAACCCGAGUCGAUAGAUAACAAAUAUGGCGGAAGUGAAAUAUCCCGCAGGUUGCCGUCCGCUGACUGAGGAUUUAGGCACGGAUGAGCUGAUUCGUAGACUCAAGACACUAGCUCAUGCCUUACAGGCCAUGGGGCAAGAUGAGAAACACCUCCAUGACUACAUACAAUUAGCAUUGGUUCUGGUAGAUGAUUACUUCCUGCAACACCAGUCUCGCGAUGUUCAACUUCUUGUGGCAUGUUGCAUUGCUGAUAUUUUGCGGGUGUUUGCUCCUGAAGCACCCUACAAAGAUCAGGAUCAAAUCAAAACUAUAUUCAUGUUUUUCAUAAAGCAGCUUCACGGUCUCAAAGACCCAAAAGAUGCAUCCUUCAAAAGAUACUUUUACUUGUUAGAAAAUUUGGCCUUUGUAAAAUCGUUUAACAUGUGUUUUGAAAUUGAAGAUUGCCAGAAAAUAUUCUGCCAACUUUUUGCUAUGAUGUUCAAAAUCAUUAAUAAAUAUUACAUUUGCAGCGAGAAUCACAGCACCAAAGUAAAAAAUUUUAUGAUUGAUAUAAUGAGCCCACUAAUUACGGAGGCCGAUAACGUGACUACCCCAUUACUGGACUUAAUUUUGAUAAACAUUGUAGAGCCUCUGAAAUCUAAUAACGUUCAUUCAUAUCAGUUAGCAGAACAAUUAAUACAGAAGACAAGUUACGCAUUGGAACCAAUUAUUAAGAUUUUUUUCAACCAAGUGCUUAUUUUGGGUAAAAUUGAUAAAAAUAUUGCGAUAACGGCUAAAAUCUAUGAUCUCAUCUACGAGCUAAAUCAAAUUAGUCCGAAUCUGAUGUGUUCUGUUUUGCCUCAACUGGAAUGCAAAUUGAAAUCCACAAAUGAAAUAGAACGGAUGAAGGCUGUAUCUCUAUUAGCCCGAAUGUUUUCUGAAAAGGAUUCCCAACUUUCAAAAAAACAUACUUCGCUUUUACGUAUGUUAUUAGGACGUUUUUGCGAUAUUGCCUCUGCGAUACGUGUUAAAUGUGUACAAUCUUCAAUGCAUUUCUUGCUCAAUCACCCACACUUGCGCAACGACAUAAUCGAAUGUUUGCGCGCGCGACAACACGAUUCCGAUGAAACUGUCCGUUACGAAGUUGUAAUGGCCAUUGUUGCGACAGCGAAGCGAGAAUUCAACAUCGUUUGUGAAUCUCAAGAUUUAUUACAUAUUGUCCGCGAACGUACGCUGGAUAAGAAAUUCAAAAUUCGAAAAGAAGCUAUGAACGGGCUAGCAUUUAUUUAUAAGGGGGUGAAGUGCGAGCCCAAUGACCUUUCUUCGGAAGUGAAAGAAUCUGUUGGUUGGAUAAAAAAUAAAAUUCUUCACGGCUAUUAUAUGCCCGGAAUUGAAGAUCGUCUACUUGUUGAACGUUUACUUAUUACGUGCCUAGUGCCGUAUAAGUUGCCGCCCGACGAGAGAAUGAAAAUGUUGUAUCAUCUGCUUGGAACACUCGAUGAUAAUGCCAUGAAAGCAUUUAUGGAGAUACAGAAAAAUCAAAUGAAAACGCGAAAAACUGUUAGCGAUUGGGUAAAAAUGCAUCAUACCAAAGAACUUACACAAAAAAUGUUGAAUCAACAUAACGUUAAACAGGCUCUAAUUUGCAAAUUAUUGCCAGACCCUCUUAAAGCUAGUGAGUACAUUGCUAAAUUCAGUAUCAACAUGCGCAAAGAUGGUACCUUAUUGCGUUAUAUGGAGAUCAUUUUGAAGCGUGAUGUGUCUUGCAAGGAGUGCGCUGAUACUAUGUCCUUGCUUCUUAAGAAACUAGGAAAUCCCAUGACGGCUAAUUUGUAUUAUAAUACCGUAAAAAUGCUUAUAGAGCGGGUCGCUUCCGUCAUGGUGGACAAAGAGUCUAUCGGUAUACUGAUAAGCCUUAUUGACCAAUGUAUGCAGCGAGGCAAGAUUGUGGAAGAGGUGGGAAUACCAAGCGACGAAGCUGGUGAACGUGGUCUUAAAUUUCUGUGUAUGCUUUCUUAUAUAUUUUCUGCACAUUUUUUCACCGAUGAAACCUUACAACACAUGAUCGCCUUACUGAGUCACGAAGAGGACUAUGCUGCGCCACUGAUUCUUAAGGCCCUCGUACAUCUAGGACGGUAUCAUCCCUUAUGUGACAUCAAUCCUGCUAUUGUAGCAGCCCUUGCUUCUAUUUGCAAAGAUUUUGCAUUAACCGGAACAGUAAAGCAGGCCAAGCACGCAGUGCGUUGUAUAUUCGUCAAUGUACAAACUCAAACGAUCGGUGGCACUGACGCUGGCGCCGACACUAUAAGUCCUCCAACAAAAACGCCCAUCAUUCAUCCAAUUUUCAAUGAAAUUAUAGAAACACUACGGGUCACUCUCUCCCCACGAGAUCCAUAUCAGCAUACAAAAAUUUGUACGUUAGGCCACAUUGCGUACCACAUGCCUCAAGCCUUCCUCACACCAGUGAAAAAUAUGAUAGCUCGUCGCGUUGUAAAAGAGCUUCUUAUUCAAGGCGUUUCGGAGACCCGAGAUUGCAUACUGCCGGCUGGGGACUGGUGUGACAAAGAAGGACUGCCUGCGGAUACACUUUGUAAGCUAGAUGCACUUAAAACAAUGGCUCGCUGGCUAAUUGGCCUACGUUCAGAUGAACAUGCUGCACAGAAAACAUUUCGCAUGUUAGUCGCUUUCAUAAAUCAGCGAGGCGACUUACUGGAGCAGAAUCGACUGUGCCCAGCUGAGAAAUCGUGGUUACGUCUCAGCGCUGCUUGCGCCAUGUUAAAGAUUUGCGAACAAAAAGGUGUUGGGGAUCAGUACAACGCGGAGCAGUUUUUCAAUUUAUCGCAAGUUAUGUGUGAUCCUGUGCCUGAGGUGCGUGAUAUGUUCGCACGAAAACUACAUAAAGGUUUGGGCAAAGGACUACCGAACAAAUGCUUACCAUUGGACUUUAUGGGAUAUUACGCACUAGUUGGUCAUGAAACUGAUAAAAGAUUGACGGAAGUCAUCCGAAACUACGUUGAAAUCGAUGUUAAUAAAAGGCGGGAAUAUCUCAAAACUCUAGCGACAAUGUCGACUGAGACCAAAAAUGAUGCGCAAACUGCAUAUAUUUUACCUGAUUUCAUGUUAGCAUUUGCGAUACCUGUCCUUGCACAUGACCCAACCUUUACUGACUACGAAGAUCGCAACCAGCUGAAACAGGUGGAAAAAUGUUUGCGCUUCAUUCUUGAACCGCUUAUGGCGAAACGUGAAGCUUUCUCAUACAGCUUCUACACCAACCUUAUACAGAUGAUGAAAAAUCACCAGGACACCACACCGAACGCCGAAGAUCAUGCGUAUAACUUCAAAAUGUGGGCGGCAUGUGAUCUAGCUUUGUACAUAAUUAACUCGAAAAUCGGCGAUGGAAGCUCAUCUGCAAAUUCAUUUUCUGUUCAAAUUCAAUUACCAGAGAUGUAUUAUAAGCCUUUGGAUAAACCUGGAAACGAUUUAAAGGUAUAUAUACCUCUGGACACGUAUACGUUAGCAUCAAGUCCCAUAUCUGGAACGACGAAGAUAAACACUUCGGCAGCUGUUUCAACGGUGGUUAAAAAAUUUGGAACUCCGGCCGCUAGCAGCACGACGAUGCGUCUUGUUGGUGAAAAACGUGCGGCUGACCAUCUGCCAAGCAAUGAAAACUCGCCGACAAAUUCGCAGGAUAACACUGUCACCUACGAGGAGAGUAAAGUGGAAUCGAACGCAAGUAGUAUAGCUGAGCCAGCAGCCAAACGAACGCGCGGUCCCCUACGUGUGGGAAAAACAGUUUCAUAAAAUCUAAACAACGGCCGUGGUUAAAAAAAACCAGACGUCCACAAAUGCAUCCCUCCUGAACCGGCACAAUGCCUUGGAGCACUUAUACGUACUAUGCAGGGAAUCGUAACAACACAUACAUACAUACAUAGCCGUUGCAUCUGUACAUUUCUAAAAUGAGAAAGCCAACCUAUUAAUCCUUUACUAGUAGGUGAAUUUUUAUUUUUCAACAAUAGGCACCUUUUUGAA
This is a messenger RNA of Rhagoletis pomonella (apple maggot), 4272 nucleotides long. It is a transcript of the gene pds5, whose product is annotated as sister chromatid cohesion protein PDS5 homolog B. The transcript has 14 exons. Gene Ontology annotation, cellular component: nucleus; chromatin. Lineage: Eukaryota; Metazoa; Arthropoda; Insecta; Diptera; Tephritidae. The record is from RefSeq and is a predicted model, not a curated record. Gene Ontology annotation, biological process: DNA repair; mitotic sister chromatid cohesion. Bases 289 to 4044 code for a protein of 1251 amino acids.